Molecule: messenger RNA, 1104 nt
Organism: Bathycoccus prasinos
Lineage: Eukaryota; Viridiplantae; Chlorophyta; Mamiellophyceae; Mamiellales; Bathycoccaceae
Exons: 1
Coding region: 1-1104 (367 amino acids)
Biological process (GO): lipid droplet organization; lipid storage
Cellular component (GO): endoplasmic reticulum membrane
Source: RefSeq, a predicted model, not a curated record
AUGGCAUCUCUGGUCAAGAAAACGGCUUUAGGGAGCAUAUUCGCUCUUUUUCUCUCCUCUUUCUUCCUCUUCAUUUCCAUCUUCUUUGCGUUCGCGUUGAGAUAUUUGGUCUUGCCAUCCGGCACCGCGAUAAUGCGAGAGGAUUUGUUCUUCAAUUUCGCGGAGAAAACACCGACCGCGAUGGCGUCGUUCGUGGAGCAACCGAUCUAUUGGGAAGGUAGUGGUAAAGGAAUAGAAAAUUCAACGAAAGAACAGACGAUGACGACGACAAACAUCGUGAAGAAAACGUUGGCUUUCCUCCCUUGGUUUUCCAGAAAAGUUCAAGAACGGAUCGUCUCUCCGCAUUCCACGUUUGACGUGCACGUGCAGUUGGACGUGCCGGAUUCGGAAUAUAAUCGAAAGGUUGGGAUGUUUCAAGUGAAAGCAGAAUUGGUAACUACGAGUGGGGAAACGAUACUAGAUUCUAUGCGACCUACUCUCUUGAGAUAUCAAUCGCCGUUAGUGAGGUGGAUGAAAACGCUGGCAUAUUGGCCGUUUCACCUGGUGGGAUUCGUAGAAGAGAAGCAAACGAUUGACGUGAGAGUGUUUUCAAAGAUACGGGAAAGGAGAGAUUUCACGAGAGUUGCGGUAAAGUUACUCCCGAGAGGUCAGACGAAAAGUGGGAUGUUGCCGGAGAUUUAUUCGGCGUCAGCGACAAUCUCUUUGCGGAUGAACAUUCUGCAGAAAGCGCUCUAUUUUUAUCCGAUUCUAUCAACAAUUUCAGUCGUCGGUUUCAACUGGUUUUGCUUGAACACGUUCGCGGUGAUUAUGACGUCGUUGAUCGUGUUUAUGAAAUCUGUGUCCGGUAAGGAAGAAGGGACUACGAUGAUGGACGACGUCGUGAACACGAUUAAAUCGACGACGAGUGCGACGAUUGGGGGGAGAGACAAGAGGCAAGAUAAACUCAUCGAGUCGAUUUUAGCGAGCGAGGACGAUACGAUUUCCAUCUCGACCCAGCCAGGGGAAAUGUCCUCAGAACCAGCUUCAGAAACAGAUAUCAAGGAAAGAAGAGAUAAAAUGCCAGCUUCGUAUCGAAAGGACGACGAAUUAAGACGUCGAAAGUAA